CCGGCAGCAACUCCAGAAAUGUGGGCAGCUAGGCACAGUGCGCAAACCUUAAUAGCAUGCAUCAAUAUAAGGUCGGUACAAGCAUCAAACCUCUACACUCCCGCGCAGACCCAACAGACCCAUGGAUAACAAUCUCGAGACUUCCCAUCCGUCGGCCUCGUCCAAUCCGCCUGCUGCUCUCCUCCAUGGAGAGCCUGUCACUCACUCCUUCCCACUAGCAGAUAAACAUGGGCGCACCUUAGCCACCCUGAAUGUCACCUGCCUCGAGCGUCCAGACCUCGGAAACAAGCAUCUUCCUUACCUUCUGGAAGGCGAGAUCCUAACGGGCUCUCUCGAUCUUGACUUGCCAGAGGAGACAACCGUCAAGUCCGUCAAGGUCUCUCUAAUCGGCGAACAACCGACAAACCUCGACCUCGAGGCUUCAGAGUUUGUCAAGGUCACACAGGUCCUGUGGCCUGCGGAAGGCUCUGAUGGGGCUUCCAGCCACUCGAGCGUCAGCGACGUGGCUCACCACAAGCUGAAAGGCAGCUUCCACUGGCCUUUUUCACUUACCCUGCCGACCACGGCAGAAUUCAUGCUGGAGAAUGGAACGAAGCAGACGCGCCGCCUUCCGAGCUCAUCACACGCCUCUGACCCAAAGGUCCAUGUCAAUUACCGCAUCGAGGCCAAGAUCCACCAUGGUACUCUUCUCCACUUUACAGACCAUCUCAUUGACUCUACCAUAAUAUAUUUUGCCGGCCAGUCACAGUAGCUCCCGGAGUACGUGAGGUUCUUUGUUCGAGAUUCAAGGUGCAUGUACUUCAACGAGCUAUAUCAGAUGGCAAUCUACUUCCCAUUAGGCCACAGCUGUUUCUUGUAGCGCUUCCUGACCAUAGCGCUCCGUGAAAGCUUGCGAAGUCGAUGUCCUCACGAAUGAAAUCGAGGGCUUCGCCAGAUCACCUUGCCUAGAUCACCAUCUUGCACGUAUCACACGGUGCUACCGAUCUUCUCUACAGAAUGUAUCAUGGUAUUUGAGGCCCAUCUGCAGCUGCGUGAUAAACUCACAAUUCAAUACCACUUGUUCUAAGU
Molecule: messenger RNA, 1068 nt
Organism: Phanerochaete carnosa HHB-10118-sp
Lineage: Eukaryota; Fungi; Basidiomycota; Agaricomycetes; Polyporales; Phanerochaetaceae
Exons: 3
Coding region: 122-751 (209 amino acids)
Source: RefSeq, a predicted model, not a curated record